AUGAGAAGAUUCCUAAUCUUCAAAGACGAGGAUGAUCUUAAUGUAGACGUUUCCGAGUCCGAAAUUCUGAAUCCCGAUCUUCAAAGACGAAGAUCCAAAUCGUUUUCCAAGAAUCGAAUCAUUCUCGAAAAAACGGCUAAAGCAAGUUUCACCCAAAAUCUAUCAGCCGUACUUGCGGAUCCGUCACGUUCGCGGAAUGACCUCUCCACAUUUUUCACACGUCACUGGGGCGACACAUUCGUCCCGUCUCAACCAGUGCCCCCAUCGAAACGGUUGGCUAGAAUGGCCGACUCGUCGUUUGACAGUUAUUGUCAGGCUGCUGGAGAAUCCUACCGAAGAUAUCAGGCGAUCAAGCGAGCACUGCGGCUGAGUCAUGCAGAGGGAUCGAACGUGGGGAAUGAGAGACAAGAUGCGGAGGAUUUACCGACGGUACUGAUUGACAAAUUGACCGACAUCUUGUUGGCACAAGUGGACACAUCUGGGGUGGACAGCGGAAGCGAGGGAUGGAGAUCAGUAGAUCACAAGGAGGAGCUGGAACUUCUGAAAUAUCAGAAUCGCUGA
Caenorhabditis remanei is the source of this 561-nucleotide messenger RNA. RefSeq lists its product as uncharacterized. The transcript has 5 exons. Gene Ontology annotation, biological process: Golgi to vacuole transport; retrograde transport, endosome to Golgi. Gene Ontology annotation, cellular component: GARP complex. Bases 1 to 561 code for a protein of 186 amino acids. Lineage: Eukaryota; Metazoa; Nematoda; Chromadorea; Rhabditida; Rhabditidae. Gene Ontology annotation, molecular function: syntaxin binding. The record is from RefSeq and is a predicted model, not a curated record.